AUGCGUAAGGAUGCCAAAUGGAGAAAGCACAAAGACACUGUGGUCAAACUCGCCGGAGAUGUGUUGCAAGCCUUCGCCUCGUUGUUCCUGGUGGACCACACGUCGGUGUUUACGUGGGAGGAGCAAACAACUACACUUGUGUUCCAACACGGUAGUCUGGAUGUGAAGCAGCUGCACAAGCAAUGUCCAGUUCUACAGAGUACGAUAUCAACAUCACGACCUAGAUUCCUUCAGGUCCUAGAAGAUGUUGCGUUGGACUGCUCCAAAAGGACAAUCUCGCAAAAACGACGGGCAGCUGCCCUCAGGCUGCGGUGCUUCUUGUUGGAGACAUUGACAGCAGCCGUGGAAACGUCGGAGAGUACACACUCGUGUUGGACGUCGUUGAAUGUGAAGCAGCUUCUGCAACUGAGGAGUGCCGCUGGGUAUCGUCGUUCUUCACAUGUCUUUAAAGAAUCGAUGACUGCUACCUCCAGUGCCACACAGCGGACAUUGGUUUCCACUUUGGAAGGGCACACGUUCACCGUGGAGGACACACCCACGCAGGACGCCAAGAACGCGAAGAAAAAGACUUCCAUGGACGCACACCGGCUCACACGCAUGGAGAGGUACGCAUACCUGCAGGACGGCAAGCAGCAGUUCUUUUCGACGGACAUACUGUGUGUCGUUGCAGAUGCACUACACGUGGGCAGCGAGGAUUGGCUUAACAUCAUGGUGUACAAUCACACGAAGGGCAAGGUGCAGGACCACUCGUCGUGCUUAACGGCCGAAGAAUGGACCAAUAUGUGGAGCAGAGCAUCGCAGAAGUUUCUGGACGGUGACAAAACUCGUGGUUCUGCUCAUGAGGACACAGAAGAACGGGUGUCAACGCUGCAGUGGAUGCAGGACAUCAACCAUGGACUGAAACCCUUGGGAUGGUCAUUCGGGCGAUGUCAACUCAGAGCACAUGGACAGCCGUUUCGUGGCUCUGAGGACAGUACACGCGGUUCCCGGGCGCCCAUCAUCAUUUUGUGUACAGACCAGGAGUCCACGCAACUCGCCGCAGUCGCUUUCUUGAGGAACAAGAAGAACCUGUGGGUGGAACACGUGUCGGACCCAGCACAUCGGUCUCACAACGACGUGGCCUUGGCCAUGUCUGGAGCAGGACUUCUCAAAUUUGCACAGUGGUGCAUCUCGUUGUACAACAUCAGAUACGGACCGUGGCAGAAGGGCACAUGGUCCAAGAAGAUCCAGCAGACGGCCCAACACAUGAAGGACAGCAUGGACCCGUCGGACCCAGUUUUGCUCAUGUUCUUCGAAGACAUAUUGCUGGACGCUGGUCUCCCACUGGACAAUAACACGGAGGAGACGCGUAGGGCAUGGCUGCAGACCUUGCCCGAAUUGGACUGCAUCCGCACAAAGGGCACCAAGGCCAGCAAGAGUCGUUUCAAUUCGUUAACAACAGCUCAUGCUGCGUUGGACAAAGAAUGGUCCGUCCUGGCACUUGUUUUAACGGUGUGUUGUUUGGAACACAAGUGGACACUUUCCGCAAAGGACCUUUUCACGCAGGACAGCAACCAGGCUCGUGCCUCCUUAACACACGGUGGAAGCAAGUCCUCUGCUGUGAAGGAGGCAAAGGACUCCAUGAACGAAGCACGGCAGGGCAAUGCGAACAGUCUCCACACGAUGACGAAGUUCAUCAUCCUGCCGGACAACAAGACGACCGCCAGAUUGGUUUUCCUCGUGCUACAACCCGAGCAGCUUCGCUGUUCCAGGAUGCUGGAGGAGCUUCGUUCCAGUGCAUCCACGUUGGCGUAUUAUUCGGAGUGGUCACAUUGGAGCUGGAUGACCACUGCAAAGGAGCACCUGCAGACCUGGUCGAACUUGGACAAGCUAGCACGCCUUGGACUGGACCUUGCACUUUCACGUGCACGCCCGCCGGACGAAGAGGAGUUGGUUUGGCAGGACACUCUAGCCCUGCAAAUGACGAGGCUGACACAUCAGAUCUUGCGUUUGCGUGCCGGCGCACAGCUCUACCACACAUGCGGUUUCGGUGCUACUGCAGGACUUGUCCACAGUGACCCAGGGUUUCGUCGUUCCAGUUUGGACUACUUCAAAGAGAUGGACGAGUGCAUCAAAGACACACAGAGGAGUGGUUCCCUCAGGGCCAAGCAACUACUCGCAGGUCACUUUUCCCAUGGACAAAUCAGUCAGUACCUUCUCGCAGAACUGCAGAGCACUCGGUUUGACAACCUUACAGAGGAAAUCGAUCACGUUCUCCGAAGUAUUUGGUCUGGGCUCUUGAACACGAAGAUCAUCGAGGACUGCAACAAAGUUCAACGCGAAGCUGAACAACGACAUGGCACAGCAAAGGACUUAGGACACUUGGAUGGUUGGAAAUCUGUGAGCACGUCGGGCUUGGUCAAGAUGUACAAACGCGAGGAGGCAAUCACCAACCAGCUGCACCACACGCCGGCCGACUUUAACUUGACGAGCCUCUUCAGCAAGACGACGGCCAACAAUCUCGCAAAGCGUUCACGUCGUUCCACGAAAUCUGCGAGUGCAGAGAUGACCCCGGCGGAGAUCCAGGAGGCACAGCUCCUGGCAGACGUCACGAAGCGCAGGGACUGGGCGUCGCACAACCACUCGGAGGAGCAGGAGGUUCUCGCAGCAUAUUCCUUGUUGAGGAAGGCAUGGCGAGCCAAAACUUGGCAGUUGUGCGAAGAAGGCUGGUGCUCUGGACUCCUACCCGAAGGACACGCUGUACUCGCCGGUGAAUCCCCUUUGUUCAUCGUUCGGAGCUAUCGUGUGGCCUGUUUGGCAUGGCCUGGCAAGAUUGUGCACGACGCCGGGUCUGAUUUCUUCGAGUUCGACAUGACCGUUUCUUCUUUGUAUUGGAUGCACAGCACAUUCGUGGACACGGUUGUUUUGAAACUGCAAGCUGCUUCACCUUUACGUGUCCUGGCCAUGAUUUGCGAAAGUAUGCUAGUGACACAGGGAUUUACUAGUUUUCGUGAUCCCAUAUGA
Symbiodinium sp. CCMP2592 is the source of this 3003-nucleotide messenger RNA. Lineage: Eukaryota; Dinophyceae; Suessiales; Symbiodiniaceae. The record is from the annotation of a GenBank genome assembly.